Funneliformis geosporum is the source of this 2284-nucleotide messenger RNA. The record is from the annotation of a GenBank genome assembly. Lineage: Eukaryota; Fungi; Glomeromycota; Glomeromycetes; Glomerales; Glomeraceae.
AUGACUGCAAAUACACGGUCUAUAAACAUCAAGGGCGUUGUUUCCAAGAAAACAAGAAGUGAAAGUAAAUUUUUUGCAAGUACUCCAAGUUCUGAGGAUAAUUCUUCGAAUGAAGAUACGACAACUUUAUUAACAACGCAAAAAAAGAACCGAGAUAAAAAUCUUAUUGAUGAUUUGUUUACUAAUGAAGAAUUAUCUAGUCACACAAAAGGAUUUCCACAAACCCCAGGAUCAUUGGAAACUUUUGCAUCAAAUGAUGGAGCUCUUGUGUAUAAAGAUGACAAUCAUCACUCAUUCGAAGCUGCCAUGAGAUCCUCGAAUCCUUUCCAAGUAGCACCCCAUUAUACUCGUGACUAUGAGAGUAUUUUGGAUAGUAAACGACGUCAAGGUCGAUUGUUAUUAGUUUCGCUAUUGGAAAACUUUUGUUUAUUAUAUGAUACGAAUCCUGAAAGAAAUCACAAGACCUUCUUCAUCAUAUGUAAGACUUUAAGUGCUAUGGGAAUUAUUGAGGAGGAGUAUAUUGACGAAAUGUCUACCGUUCGAUCGUCGUACCAACGCACAUUUAAAGCUUUGCUCGUUCAAGCGUUGAAUUCGAUAAAGCAAGAACAACUAAUGAAGGAAUCCCAUAUGAUAAUGGAUUCGAACUCUGAAGCAGGAAUAACAAAUGCCAAUAGUCAUUCCGUUAAUGACUUUCAUGAAAUUCACAGAUUUCAUGAAAGCAACUCUAUACAUGACCCACACUCUCAAAUGUUUAAGAAUAUUUCGUUCCAAGAUAUACUUGAUCUCGAGAAUAGUAGAUAUAGCAACGAUUUCAUUGAAUUGAAGUUAUUAGGUAAAGGAGGAUUUGCUAGUGUUUGGCAGGCUAGGAAUAAAUUAGAUGGAAUAGAAUACGCGAUAAAAAAGGUAAGGUUUCGUGGUGAUAGAAUUCCAGAAGAAAAGGAAAAGAUUUUUCGCGAGAUUAAAUUUCUUGCUCGAUUAGAGCAUAAAAAUGUUGUUCGGUAUUAUGGUUCAUGGCUUGAGCAUAUCAAUAGUAAACAGCGAGAGACAGAGUUAUCUUCUUCAUUACAUUCAUGGGAGCAUACUUCAAAAUCAAGAGAUUCCAAUGAAUCAUCGACUAGCGGUAAUAGUAAUAUAAUUGAAGAUGGCUCACAAGAUGAUUCGGACAUAUUUAGAAUGUCAUUUUCGGAUGAUGAAACGAAGUCAGAGGAUUUCAGUGGUAUUGAUUUUGUAGGAGAGGACAUCUCUGCAGUAGGAGGAUUUCACUCUUCAAAUUCGGUUAAUGGACAUUCUUCAAGUCGCGAUCAGGCUCAUGGAGAAAACUUUAUUGAAGUAUGUCAAGAUUCGGAUGAUAAUGAGGAUAUUACGCAGAUGAAUAUUAAUCGAGAUUGGAUGCUCUUUAUCCAAAUGCAAUUGUGUCAUAGUAGUCUACGUGAUUAUCUAAAACGUAGAGAUUCUAAUCUCUUGACCACUAAGAAGGAUCCAUUAAAUGCGAUUGAUCGUCAUGCUAGUAUUGAAUUGUUUCGUGGUAUCGUUCACGGUGUUGCUUAUAUUCACUCUCAAGGAUUAAUUCACCGUGAUUUAAAACCGGGAAAUAUUUUCAUGGGCAUCGUUCUUGACAAUGGAUCAGAUCAGAAUAGUUGGAUUGCCGCAGAUAGUUCAUCUUUCGCUGUUGAACGUUUAGUUCCUAAAAUUGGCGAUUUUGGAUUAGUAACAGCAGUGGAUGGGGUUCAAAACGGUUCUCCUAUUGAUGAUGUCAUACUUUCCAAUAUGUUAAAGUUUAGAGAUGGAGAUAGGAUUUCUGGUAACAUACAACAUGGUUCUGCCUCCUCACCUUACAAUUUAAAAUCCAAAAGAACCACUGGAGUUGGUACAAUUACGUAUGCAUCACCGGAACAAUUGGCCAAACCCGCUUGUCCUUAUAAUGAAAAGGUGGACAUUUAUUCUUUAGGCAUCAUCUUCUUUGAACUACAUUUCCCGUUUUCAACUCGUCACGAACGUAUUCAAGUUUUAAAAAAUUUGAGGAAUGGAAUUUUGCCAAAAGGAUUUGUUGAAAGGUUUCCUAAAGAAGCCGCAUUCAUUUUAUGGAUGAUGGCUGAGGAUCCGGAUAAACGGCCUAACGCGAAACAAAUUUUAGAUUUUGAGUUAUUGGCGGGACCUAUUGAUGGAGAACAUGCAGAAAUGCAACAUAGACUAGUGCAAAGCACACAAAGAUUAGAUAUGGUUACAAAAGAGAAUGAAAUAUUAAAGAAAAAGCUUGCGGAGUUAGAAGAAAAAUUAGAGAAAU